UAUCUUUACUUUCUGUUUGUCAGGGAAACAUGAUCAGCUUUCGUUAAUCAUGUAAUCUUGUAAUCCUGAAUUAACAUCAGACGAAACAUGUCUAUGUGCAUCAUUUGUAGUGUUAGGACUAGAUAAAGUCGUCUUAAAUCAUUGAAAACAUCUAGUAGGAGAACAGUAAAACUAACCAAAAAAUUACAACAUGAAUGACGAAGACAGAAGAAAAUUACAGACCAGUCGUUCAUUUCUUGUAAAGAAUAUAGAAAAUAUAGAGGAUAUAAAUGAAGAGUUAUACACACGUGAAGUGUUUACUGAUGGAAUGAAAGCCGAUGUUGAGGUCCAAGACACAAAAGAGAAAAAAGUAAGGAAGUUUCUAGAUAUACUUCCAAGAAGAGGACCUGAAGCAUUUGACAUCUUUCUGGAUGUACUGAAUCAAACCAAGAAUACACAUGUUUUUGAUAGAUUAAUGAAGGGAUCUUCUGGAGCUACUUAUCAAAGAUCAUAUAUUGCACAACCUGUUAAUCUUCCCACUAUAGGGGGAGAUAACCAACUACCAGAAACAUGGCCAGAUGAAAGAAGUAUAAUGGAGGCAUCUCAAUGUAAAAUAAAACCCCAUGAUCCUUCACUGAUGCAACAUGCAGUCUCCGGAAGGGCAUAUCAAAUGAAGAGGAAUCCAAGAGGCAGAGCUGUGAUUAUAAACAAUAAAAUAUUCCAUGGACCAGUUCAAAAGAUCGAGGGUAAAAACCGAGUGAUGUUAGCCAUGAGAGAAGGUACCGAUGAAGAUGUGCAAGGAUUACAUAAACUGUUCACAGAUCUCCAUUUUCAUGUAAAGAUUCACAAAGAUAAAAAUGCCCAGAAAAUCGUAGAUAUUUUACGAGAGGAAGCAAAUGAUGUAGGGUUCCACAGAAAUGCUGAUUGUUUUAUUCUGAUCAUUCUCACCCACGGAAAACAAAAUGCUAUCUAUGGUAGUGAUGGCAAAACUGUGGAAAUAAGAGAUAUUAAAGACAUGUUUAAUGCAAGAAAUUUCCCUUGUAUGGAGAAUAAACCAAAACUGUUCUUCAUACAGGCCUGUAGAGGAGAGGAAUAUGAUGGGGGCAGAAACAAGACUGUUCCUGAUGCCUCCAGUACUGAUUGUGCAAUGUCUGGUAAUGUGGUCAAUCUGGCAUUAGAAAGAACAAGACUGGACUUUGAUAGAAUUUCUGUAAAUAACGCCAAUGAUACGGAUGCAACAGUGGAGAAAAGUGUGGCAACAGAUUCACAUCGGCUGGUUGCUAUGGCAACAACAAUGGACAUGGUAUCCUUUAGAAACAGAAUUCUAGGUUCCUGGUUCAUGCAGGCAGUUAUCUAUGUUUUCAGGAAGUGUUCACAUAAUGAAGAUAUUCUCUCCAUGUUAUCAGAUGUUAAUCAUUUAGUAAGUCUUGGAAAAGCUAAGGAUCGGGAGAACAGGGAUGCAGUUGCCGUGUCAGAGUUUGAAUCAACUUUAUCAAAACGUUUUUAUUUUUUCCCACAACAGUGUGAAACUGUUCCAAUACAAGCAUCAACUUCAUAGAUUAAUCAGUUUGAAUAUCAUGUGAACUUAGAAUCAUUGAUUAUAUUGUGAACAUGAUCAUGUACUUGUGAUUGGUGAUGGCAAUUUCAAAUCAAAAGUAAAGUAAUUAAAGGUUAAUGUAAGAACAUUUCAUAUAAAUUACAAAAUAAUCUAAAUUAUUUUAAGUUAUAGAGAACUAAAGAUUUAACCCCAAAUCCUUAUAUUGAACAUGUAGUGAAUUUCCUUGAAAAUGGGAGGCUUGCCAAGUAAAAUAUGUGUCAAGAAAAUUCUAGACAAGUGUAUGUAUGUUCCUAUAAUUCCCUUAAAAAAUGAUAACUUUUUUACUUCUUUUUUUAUUGAUAUACCUGUAUCAUUGAAACAAAUAGAUUAUUUAUGUUAAAAUCAUUCCAAAAGAUUCUGGUGACAUUACAGAAAGUUGUAUUGAAUGCAUAAAUGUUAAGUUUGUUUGUUUGUUUAAUUUGAAAUUGAGUUAUCUUUGUAAAUAUAGAAAAAAAAAUGCCAAAGAGGUUUUUAGUCAUUCUGUUCUUACGUGUUUGAUAAUUGAUCAAUUCUUUAUCAAAUGACUUAAGAACACAGUAAUUUCUUUUAACAACAAUUGGACAUUUAAAAAAUCCCACCUGCACUUUCUCAAUAAUAUUUUUUUAUGGAAUUAAGGGGAGAUAACUCAGAUAAUUUAUUUUUAUAAAUGUUGUCAUUUUAGCUAUUAUUGAUUUCAUGGUCAACUUAGCAUCUUGGUUUACACCCAAAUAACAUAUUUUAAGAGGUAUUAGGAUGGUCUAAAGUUAAGGUAGAUUGGUUGUCUUCUGCUAUCUUGGAUUGUAACAUUGCAGAACACAAUUAGUCUAGAUCUAACUGAAAUAUGCAAAUAUUGAUUCAAGAAUGCAAUUUUUAGUUGAUUUCUUUCAUUGAAAUGAAGAAAAUAAUGUGAUAAGCUUAUUAUUACAAUUGUUUUUAUGAUUUAAAAACUUGUCUUUUUUAGGGAAGAUACCUUAAAUAUUUUUAGCUAAUAACAAAUAAAGAUAUAAUGUCAAUACAUUUUUAAUUACAAAAUAAGCAUAAAUUUUUAAUUCAAUCAGUUUCUUGUCUUUUCACAGAAAAUUGGUUUUUCAUGAAUAAUUGUGCAAAAUCUGAAGAUUUGAAAAUUUAUUUCACUAGUUGUGCAAUAUCUGAAGAUUUUUCCUUUGGCAAGUAUUUUAAUAGUUCUAUCUUUUCCUAUUUAAAACUCCCCUUUCACAAUAUAUGAAAAAAAUGUUUAUAGAUUCCAUAAAGAUAUGCUUGUAUCUUUGAGAUGAGUGCUGGGUUAAAAUUAUAUAGAACUGCGUCUGUAGACUUCAUUCGUAUGCAAUUGAAAAAAAAAUCUAUGCAAAGUUUGUAACUAUUAGAAAAUUGAUGUAUUUAAAGAUACAUACAAAACAGAUCAAGCUUCAUCUUUCAUUUUGUAUUUAAAUACUCCAAAAAACAAUUAAUGUCUUACGUACAUGUGCAAGUUAUACAGUGGCAGAUCCAGGGGGAUAGAACCCCCUUUUUUGUUGGGACAUGAAGUUUGAACCCCCUCCCCCCUUUAUCCUUGGUUAGAACCGCCCCCUUUUUAAAAUGGCUGGAUCUGCCCCUGUUAUAUGUGCACUUGCACAAGGUUGAGUUAUAUCUGAUGAAGAUCAUGUAUUACAUGCAUUAAAAGUAAAAAUUUUACUUGCUUAUAUUAGUUUAAUUGAGUGUACUAUAUCUCAUUGGGUGUUUUUUUUAUUUA
Messenger RNA from Mytilus trossulus (common blue mussel), 3284 nucleotides. Its product is annotated as caspase-7-like. Bases 191 to 1537 code for a protein of 448 amino acids. Gene Ontology annotation, molecular function: cysteine-type endopeptidase activity. Lineage: Eukaryota; Metazoa; Mollusca; Bivalvia; Mytilida; Mytilidae. The transcript has 9 exons. Gene Ontology annotation, biological process: regulation of apoptotic process; proteolysis. The record is from RefSeq and is a predicted model, not a curated record.